CAUACCUUGUGGCUUUUUUGUUUUAUUAUUGAAAUUAUAGGUUAUAGCGUGCAAAAUAUUGCAAACGUAAUGCGAUUAACUAUUAAAAGCCAGUGCAAGUGUUUAAUAUAUGAUCAGCAAUUAAGUUGAAAGUGCAUUGAAGCAUGUCGCGUCGCACCUUUGGAACAAAGCAGCAGCAGCAGUGAAAAUUCAACGCAAGACUGCAGGGUGAAAACGGCGCCAUUUUAAGAAACAAAACAAAGCCAGCAGCAAAAGCAGCAAGCAAAACUUGAAUGCAAUGCAAUUAAAGGCGCAAAAAGCAUAUGCAUAUGCUCAAAAAACAAUUUCAUUAUCGGUGUGCAUAAUCAAUUAACGCUACAAAAAAAUUACAAAACCUCCGCCCUCGAGUCGAAAUAUGAGCAGUGGCCAAAAUGAGGCAUCAGCAGCAGCAAAAAAGGAAAAGGUUCUCGAAACGCAGCAACGUACACAAGAAUCCGGCAGUGAAAAUGAGGAAACCGACUCUAUUACGGAUCAGUCGAGUCAAUCGAAGUCUACGAAAUCAGCAACACAAUUUAGCGUGCAACGUUCGGAUAUUGAUGGACUGCGCAUGAGAAUCUCGGCCAUAAGGAACCCGCCCGCAUCACAAGCAGCCGCAACGUCAACGAACGCAGCAACAAGUUUAACGAAUUCGACUCAAGCUCGAAGGGAAGCGUCGACAGUUGAGAAUAUUUCGCGUAAGAAGCUGACAAAGGUGCGCAAGAUGAGCGAGGCUCAGGAGCUGAGCGGCUGCUCAACAGAUGCCAAGGACAGGCAUAGAGACAAAGAGAGGGAGAGGGAGAGGGAGAAAGAUAAAGUCUUAUCAACUGCAAACACAACCAAAAAGAUAAAAGUCAAACGGAAGAAGAUUGCGCAAAAAAGCAGCAGCAACUUCAUGGCCAAUAAUAAUAAUAAUAACAAUAGCAAUGGUAAAACGAAUCGCACGGCUGCAGCUGUAUUUAGUUCCGAUUCGGAUGAUGACUUGCCCUUGAAGAUGCACAUUCAGCGUGCACCGCGUCUGCUGCUAACAGCAAUUGGUGGCAGCCAGGGCGACCAUCAUCACAUGGGCAUCUCCAGCAGUGACAACGAGGAGCUGGUCAAAGCAGCCGACCUGGUGAAGGCGGCCAUUAAGCGUGUCGAAAGCGAUGCUGAGGACAAUAGCAGCAUUUCAGCUGGCAUUGCUGCCGCCAAGAUUAAGCAACAGCAUCUGCCCCAAUAUCAAUCCACGCUGCUGCAGGACUUUAUGGAGAAGACACAAAUGCUGAAUCACACAGGCAGCAACAAUAGCUUAGCCAGUGCAGCAGCCUCAGCUCCAGCUGCAUCGGCAUCUGCUAGCAGCAGCAGCAACCUCGCACAGCAGCAGCUGUUGCAGCAACAGCAACAGUUGCAGCAACGCAAGCGACGCGGCCGCCCCAAGAAGCUGCAACCAACUGUUGCCGCCGCCAGCGUAGCUCCCCUGCCCGUCGCCGUGCCCACCAUCAAUGAGUCAGCAGACUCUGGCGUCAUCAGCACCACGCCGUCGCCCAAAAUGCAGCCGGCGCCAAUGGCCAGCGACAAUGCCAAGCCGAAAAUCGAUAUGGCCUAUCUGGAUAAGCGCAUGUAUGCAACGGCGGAACGUGUGCUGUAUCCGCCGCCGCGCAGCAAGCGACGGCAGGGCAACAAGAAGGACAAGAAGGAGGAUGUACAGGUGGAUCCGCUGUGGCGCAAGAUCGACGUGAACAAGAAGUUUCGUUUGCGCAGCGUCAGCGGCUAUAAAAGUGAUGGGGGCGGCGGUGGUGGUACCUCGAACACCAUUUGCAGCAAAAUCCUCGCCGCGAAAAGCGGCUACGUCUCGGACUACGGCAGCGUGCGGCAUCAGCGGCACAAUCACAAUUCGGGCUACAAAUCGGAUGCCAGCUGCAAGAGCCGCUACAGCAGCCGUAGCUGCGCCAGUCGCAGUCGCAGCCGCAUGAGCCGCGCCAAGAGCUGCGGCUAUCGCAGCGACUGCAAGGAAUCCUCGGGUAAAUCGAGCAAAUCGCUGCGGCGACGCAGACGCGCCUCUAUGCUGCGGAGCGGGCAUGAGCAGACAGCGAGUGCGCUCAGCGAUGAGCACGAUCAGGAUAUACUCCAGCUGGCGGGGCUCUCGCUCGGCCAGAGCAGCGAGGAGAGCAACGAGUACAUUAGCAAGCCGAGUCUCAAGUGCUUGCCCAGCACGAGUGCCAGCAAGAAAUAUGGCGAGAUCAAUCGGUUUGUCACCACGGGACAAUAUUUUAGUGGAGCGGCAAAGGCAACAGCUGGGAGUAUUGCGGCCGGAGCCAGCACGCCGAUAGCGACGGCAGCGGUGCCAGAUAACUUUAUGCAGGGUAAAAUGUUGCUGCAACGCAAGCACUCCAUUAGCCAGGAUACCAUUGUGCCCAGCAAGAGUGCGUGUAAAAUAAAGAGUCGACGCUCGUCUGCUGCUAGCAUGUGCAGCAGCUAUGUGUCGGGCGUGUCGCGACGACGACGGCAACGCAGGAAGAGCAUGAGUCAUUCGAAAUCCCUAAAUAUUGACUCCAAGCUGCUAACUGAAAUAGACAUCAUUGCAAGCACAUUUCAUGCGCGCUGUCGCAUUCAGGAGGAUCGGCUGACAGCGAGCAGCGGCAAGGAGAAAUUGCUAGCCGAUGCGAACAAGCUGCAGGCCACGCUGGCCACUGCACCCGUUGCGGCGACAUUGCCGCUGCUAAAUGGCGGCGGCAGCGGCAGCAGCAAUGCAACCGGCGCUGGCACUGGAGCCACCAAGCCGCUGAAGCGUGCCCUAAAGAAGCGCAAGCUAAACGAACCGCUGAUUGACUUUGCCAUGCUCUCGGCCAGCGCUGGAAAUGCGAACGGCAUCAGCAACAGCAUUAGCAGCAGCAGCAACGGCGGCGCCAAGCGACGCCAUAAGAAGUCCAGCAGCAACAGCGGCGGCAGCAACAGCUCUAGUCCCGACGAUCAUAAGCUGCCGCUGAAGAAGCGCCAUUAUCUGGUCACAACGGGCGCCGAGGUGUCGGCGUCGGCGUUUGCCAGCAACGGCAAGCUGAAUGCCGAGGCCUGGGCAGCCGCUGCAGCGGCGGCCAAGAGCAGCGUCAAUACCAAGGCCCAGGCGCAGUUCAAUGCCAAGAAGCUAACGCCCAAGAAGCGACAUUUGCUGGUCAGCCAGGAGGCCAGUGGCAGCGGCUCCUCGGCAGCAGGCAACGCCUCUCCAUUGCGCAUUGUCGUCGAUAAUAAUUCCAUAAGCGGCGGCAAGCUGCUGGACAUCAGUCCCAGUUCGCUGUGCUCACUGAAGCAGCAGCGUCGUCAGGGCACCAAGUCGAAGAACUCCACGGUGGCAAUAGCCGGCGCGGCUGCUCGUGAGCUGCCGCAGCAGUUGCAGUCGCCCGCCGGCAGCAACAGCUGCCCGCCGCCGGGCAUCUUUGAGCCGUCUGUGGAACUGGAAAUCCAAAUACCCAUAGCCAAGUUAAAUGAGGCGGUUAUCACAAAAUCGGAAGUGGAGUCGCCGCUGCUGGCCGCCAUGGACAUCAAGGAGGACGCCAACAAGAAGGAGCAGUGCCAGCGCGUGCUGGAAACGCUGCUGCACAAGACGGGCGGCAAUUUGUUGCUGAAGCGCAAGCGAAAGAAAAUCAAUCGCACCGGCUUUCCCACAGUGAGGCGUAAGAAGCGUAAGGUGAGCGUCGAGCAAACAGCAACUGCACAGCAGCAACAGCCACAGCAGCAGCAGCCACAGCUAGACCCGCUUUUGGAAGUGCAGCCAGCGAAAAAGCGUGGACGUGCGGCCAAGCAAGCGGAAGUGGCGCUGCCCAGACUGGAGCGAAAGCUGGAGACUAGCAUUAAGCUGCCUGCGGGCAUUGAUCCAAAUACGAAUUUUAGUUGUAAAAUACGCUUGAAGCGUCGCAAAACGAUGCAGCAACAGGACACAGUGCAGCAACAGGAACAGCCGCAGCAGCAGCAGCAGCAGCAGCAAGAAAAGAAAACGCAACAGCAACAGCAGAAAUCGGAACAGCUGCAUUUGGAGCCACCCACCAGCGAUGACCUAGAGCAGAUUGCAGCUGAGGCGGCAGCCAAGCGGCAACUGCAGCCCGUGCCAGCCAUUGAGCAUGAGCCACUGCCAGCGCAUGAGUCCACCUCCAAUCUGGCCACCGACUAUGCCAGCUGCAGUGAUACCAGCGAGGACAAGUGCAGCACUGCAUCGCAGCGCAAGCGCACCAAGCUAAAGAAGAACUAUUUGGUGGCUGGACUCUUCUCCAAUUACUAUAAGCAGCUGGGCGGAGGGGGUGCAGCAACGACGCCCGCUGCAACUGUUGCCAUCAAGCAGCCAAAUAAGAAAACUACAGAUGGAGAGCAACAACAACCACAGCAGCAACAACCACAGCAGCAACAAUCACAGCAGCAGCCACAGCAGGGCAGCUCUUUGCUGCCACCGCCCACCUAUUGUGAACGUUACUUUAGGAGCACCGUCAUCGAUUUUGAAUUGCCAUAUGAUAUUUGGUGGGCCUAUAGCCACGAUAAGUUGCCCACGCGGCAUGUGGUGCCCAGUUGGAACUAUCGCAAGAUACGCACCAACGUCUAUGCGGAGUCGGUGCGUCCCAAUCUCGCGGGCUUCGAUCAUCCCAACUGCAAUUGCAAGCCCCAGCCGAAUGGCGCCUGUCUGGACAAUUGCCUGAAUCGCAUGGUGUACACGGAGUGUGUGCCCAGCAAUUGCCCAGCGGGCGACAAGUGCCGCAAUCAGAAGAUCCAACGACAUGAGGUGGCGCCUGGUGUCGAGCGUUUCAUGACCGCCGACAAGGGCUGGGGUGUGCGCACCAAGUUACCCAUUGCCAAGGGCACCUACAUACUGGAGUAUGUGGGCGAGGUGGUCACCGAGCGGGAGUUCAAGCAGCGCAUGGCCAGCAUUUACCUGAACGACACGCAUCACUACUGUCUGCAUCUGGAUGGCGGUCUGGUCAUCGAUGGCCAGCGCAUGGGCAGCGAUUGCCGCUUCGUGAAUCACUCGUGCGAGCCCAACUGCGAGAUGCAAAAGUGGAGUGUGAAUGGAUUGUCGCGCAUGGUGCUGUUCGCUAAGCGGGCCAUCGAGGAGGGCGAGGAGCUGACCUACGAUUACAAUUUCUCGCUCUUCAAUCCCUCCGAGGGCCAGCCGUGCCGCUGUAAUAUGCCGCAGUGUCGCGGUGUGAUUGGCGGCAAAUCCCAGCGCAUUAAACCGCUGCCAGCGGAGCUGAAGACGACGGCAGGUGUGGAGGGCGCCAAUGCUGGCGCUAAGGAUGCCAACGGCAAUCGAAAUGGGCGGCAGCGCAAGCACAAGGCCAAGAAGAAUGCGCAGCGCCAGCAGCAGGCGGCCAAGGAGGCCAUGGUCGUGGCACGCGUACAGCAGCUCUCCGAGAGGGAGAAGAAGCUGGUCAAGCAGUGUAAUAUAUUUCUGGUGCGCAACUUCGAGAAGAUUCGUCGUUGCAAGGCCAAACGCGCUGCGGCAAAGGCGCGCGCCGCUGGCUCGCCGGCUGCGGGCGAGGCUGAUCUGCCUGGCCGUCGUCCAUCGACGCCUUCGUCAAGCUCACUGCUGGCCGCACAAAUCUCAGCACUCUGCACGCCGCGCAACAUGAAAACACGUGGCUUAACGCAAGCCGUACAGGAUCCGGAGCUGGAGAAGAUGGCCAAAAUGGCCGUAGUAUUCCGCGACAUUUGCAGUGCACUUGAAUCUCCCAAAAUGUCUGAGCUGCUCUCCACAUUGGCCAGCAGCAAGAAAAAGAAGCAGCUGAAAACUGCGCGUCUCGAUUUUAAGACAAUUCAAGCUCAAGUGGAGCAGGGACAUUAUAAGACACCACAGGCCUAUGAUGAACAGAUGCAGCAGCUGUUUACAGAGGCGCGGCAGCUGCACGGCGACGAUGAGGAGAAGUCAAAGGCGCUGCAAACGCUGCUGGAAAGCUACAAGCAGCAGAAGGAAGCCAGCUACCCGCAGCUGCUGGAAAUACUGGGCAAGCCAGAGGGGCUGGAAAGCUUUAAGCCCAACCAGGAGACAGAGGAAGAGGCCAAAGAAGUUCAGUCAGAGGAUCAGAAGCAGCAGCAGAAUGCAAAGGAAACUAAGGAAACAAAGGAAACAAAUGCAGCUGCUGCUGCAGCCCCAGAGGUGGUGCCAGCCACGGACGAGGAAGAUGUCAUACGCUGCAUUUGUGGUCUGUACAAGGACGAGGGUCUGAUGAUUCAGUGUUCCAAGUGCAUGGUCUGGCAGCACACCGAGUGCACCAAAGCAGACAUCGAUGCGGAUAACUAUCAGUGCGAGCGCUGUGAGCCGCGAGAAGUGGAUCGCGAAAUACCGUUGGAUGAGUACACGGACGAGGGACAUCGUUACUAUCUAUCGCUGAUGCGUGGCGACCUGCAGGUGCGCCAGGGUGACGCAGUUUACGUGCUGCGUGAUAUACCCAUCAAGGAUGAGACGGGCAAGGUGCUGCCCAGUCAGAAGCAUACGUACGAGACCAUUGGAGCCAUUGACUAUCAAGAGUGCGACAUAUUUCGCGUGGAGCAUCUGUGGAAGAACGAGGCGGGCAAACGCUUCAUAUUCGGUCAUCACUUCUUGCGUCCUCACGAGACCUUCCAUGAGCCAUCGCGUCGCUUCUAUCCCAACGAGGUAGUUCGGGUCUCGCUGUACGAGGUGGUGCCAAUUGAACUAGUGAUUGGGCGCUGUUGGGUGCUGGAUCGCACCACAUUCUGCAAGGGUCGACCCAUGGAGUGCAACGACGAGGAACAUUGCUACAUAUGUGAGCUGCGUGUGGACAAGACCGCUCGUUUCUUUUCCAAGGCCAAGGCCAAUCAUCCGGCGUGCACUAAGAGCUAUGCGUUUAGAAAGUUUCCGGAGAAACUCAAGAUCUCAAAAAGCUAUGCGCCACAUGAUGUGGACCCAUCGUUGUUGAAGUCGAGGAAGCAAAAGACUGAUUUAGGAGUAGGAGCAACAUCCAUAAAAAUGAGUAGACAGGAGCAGAAAUCAAGCCAAGCAACAGGGAGCAACAGGAAGCAGCGAAAUGCAAACGCUGGGCAGACAGGAUCGGCAUCCGGUGUAACGGCAGCAGUCACAGAAACCGCUGUUAAAGUGUUAACGCCAGUCGCUCCCAAUGGACAGGUGCUAAAGAAGAAGCGAUCGCGCUUGGAAAAUGUUCUAAAUACCAUGAAGCUCAAAUGCCUGGAUGCGCAAACGGCGCAGGAGCAGCCAAUUGAUUUGUCCUACUUGCUAAGUGGACGCGGCGCCCGACAACGCAAAACCAACUGCAGCAGCAGUAACGGUAGCAACAGCAGCAGCUCGGCAAUGCCGUGCGCCUAGUGGAUGCUAAUAUAUCUAUAUGUAGCCAUGUACAUAAAUAUCGACUUUAGAGGCAUUGCGUACUAUUUAUAUGAA
Messenger RNA from Drosophila navojoa, 7387 nucleotides. RefSeq names its product histone-lysine N-methyltransferase ash1 (gene ash1). The record is from RefSeq and is a predicted model, not a curated record. Gene Ontology annotation, cellular component: nucleus; nucleoplasm. Gene Ontology annotation, biological process: regulation of DNA-templated transcription. Lineage: Eukaryota; Metazoa; Arthropoda; Insecta; Diptera; Drosophilidae. Gene Ontology annotation, molecular function: histone H3K4 methyltransferase activity; DNA binding; chromatin binding.